Molecule: messenger RNA, 1944 nt
Organism: Sphaerodactylus townsendi
Lineage: Eukaryota; Metazoa; Chordata; Lepidosauria; Squamata; Sphaerodactylidae
Gene: HMGCL
Product: 3-hydroxy-3-methylglutaryl-CoA lyase
Exons: 9
Coding region: 10-1020 (336 amino acids)
Biological process (GO): ketone body biosynthetic process; L-leucine catabolic process
Molecular function (GO): hydroxymethylglutaryl-CoA lyase activity
Source: RefSeq, a predicted model, not a curated record
UUGUGUCACAUGACCCGAGUGUGUCCUCAAAGGGGAAGGGAAGCGGCGGCGGAGAUGGGUAUGGCGAAGCGAGCGCUCCCGCGUCUGGUAGCCUCUUUGCGGCCGCUCAGCUCAACAGCCAGUCCUCUUCCCAGGCACGUUAAAAUAGUUGAGGUUGGUCCACGGGACGGCCUGCAGAAUGAAAAGAACAUUGUCCCCACACAAGUGAAAAUAGACUUUAUCAACAUGCUGUCAGAAACUGGUCUUUCAGUCAUAGAAGCUACCAGUUUUGUGUCUCCAAAAUGGGUUCCUCAGAUGGCAGAUCAUGCUGAAGUCAUGCAAGGCAUUCACAAGGUUUCGGGCAUCAACUACCCCGUUCUGACCCCCAAUCUUAAAGGCUUUCAAGCAGCGGUGGCAGCAGGAGCCAAGGAGGUGUCAAUCUUUGGGGCAGCCUCAGAGCUCUUCACGAAGAAGAACAUCAACUGCUCCAUUGAUGAAAGCCUACAGAGAUUUAGUGAUGUGCUGAGUGCAGCAAAAGAAGCCAGCGUCCCGGUCCGAGGGUAUGUCUCCUGUGUCCUUGGCUGUCCUUACGAAGGAAAGAUUGCUCCAGCUAAAGUAGCAGAAGUGUCAAAGAAAAUGUAUGCCAUGGGUUGCUAUGAGAUCUCAUUGGGUGACACCAUUGGUGUUGGGACACCUGGCGCCAUGAGGGAGAUGCUCUCUGCAGUCAUGAAAGAGGUUCCUGUCGAGGCUCUCGCAGCGCAUUGCCACGAUACUUAUGGGCAGGCCCUGGCCAACACGCUGGUGGCGCUCCAGAUGGGUGUAAGUGUGGUUGAUUCCUCAGUGGCCGGUCUUGGAGGCUGCCCCUAUGCACAAGGAGCUUCUGGGAAUGUCGCAACUGAAGAUAUGGUGUACAUGCUUCAUGGCCUGGGCAUCCAUACAGGUGUGGACCUACCGAAGCUCCUUGAUGCCGGCGCCUUCAUCUGCAAAGCACUGAACAGGAAGACCAGUUCAAAAGUGGCCCAGGCAUCUUGCAAACUGUGAAACAGACCAUGCCUUCACCAGACUGAGAGCAAAAGGGCACCAGUGGUCUGGCAUCUGCCAGCUCACCUAGUUUUAUUGAAGCACUCUUUGCCAGGACGUUCAGAUUUUACUGUGCAAUUGGUCUGGGACACUGUAUGCACUUGAACCCUGCUGGAUCUCUAGGACCUCUUCGGAAAGAUCUCUAAUUCUGCUAGUUGCUGCUGGCCUCCAAAGAGUUGGGGAAAUAGUCCUUGGUUCUUGCUGUUCUGCAUGCUUCUUUUGAGCUGAUGUCGCAGUUUGGAGUACAGCUGCGUGGAAGAAACCAUUCUCUUGGAGUGAAAUGCGCGUCAAACUAAUAGUUCUCAGCAUCAGAAAGUUAUUGUGUCCAUCCCCUUCCUGUGGCAUUUCAUGCUGACUGAAUCGUCAAAUCUAGGCAGCAUCAAACUCACUGGUGGGACAGAAAUCAGUGUCCCACUAAGUAAAAUCAGUUGAUUGUUGAAUUGUGCCACUUACAGGUGGAUGCAGAUGCAACUAUAGAGUUGCCUUUAAGGUCAUCUGACUAACAGGGAAUUUCCAUCCUUCAGUAUACUUGUCUUAAGCCACUUUUUGCUACAUGGCAUUUUUUGAAGGUCUGUGUUAAAGGAACAUAGCUGGCAGUUUUCUCUAGUACAUCACCAGUUUCCUAGAGAGAAUUCCAGCCUUUUCCACAUUGGUGUACCAACACAUGUUUGUUUCGAGGUGCCCUGUUGAGCAAGAAAUGGUUCACUGAGACAUGCAAGUCGUGUGCCUUUUCCAGCCAGAAUUACUCCUGUAAACUCACUCAUUGGCAGCCAGUUUAAUGGAAAGGAUGUUUGUUCUUUCUUAGCCUUUUUUAUUAAAACCUAUUUUUUCUUUAAGUCUAUUUAAGAAAUAUUUCGUUCCUUAAUAAAGGAGAUUUCUGUGUCA